CUCAUUCUGUCAUUUGCUGCUUACAUUGGCUUGAUUGAAAAAUACCCAUACAGCCAUUUGUUUAGUUUCCAAUAUGCCAAAAACGUGUCUCUGUUUGACAUCCAAAACAAUGUUCAAGAAGUGGUAGCUACCAAUCCAAAGACAUUAGAGCUUCCAGAUACAAGAGUGGGACCAGGCAGCUCCUCACAACAGAAAGAUCCUGUGAAGAAACCAGCAAACUACAAUGCCCAUGAGAGGCUUACGGAGUUCCAAGGUGCAUCAGCAUCACUUCAAAAGCAAAACAGGAGUAGGCUUGUCAUAGUGGAAACUGGUCAAAAAUCAGCCGAGAAGAAAGAAAGGCCUUCAUUAAACAAAACUCAUGCGAGUAAGGAGAUACCAGGAGCAAGCCAAACCCUUGCCAAAACUUUGGUUGAAACACGAUCAUUUAUAGAUGAGAAGAAUCAUUCAUCACCAGCCUCCAACAAAAAGGAAGAAACAAAUAAAGAUAUGGCACCAGGAAAUGAAGAAAAGGAGAAAGCAAAGGCUAAACGAGUGACACCAGUACCCCCAAGACAGCAGACUGCAGGAAAAGCAGCCAAACAGCAGCAGUUCCUUGGUAAAAAUGCCACACUGCCCUCUAGAGCAAAUCAAAUUCACCUGAGAAACCAGUCCAACAACACAAACCUAAUUAAAGAACACUCUGCCAAGGCACCUGAUGUUCAACAUGUCACACAUCCGGCUCCUUUACCAACAACCCCUAAAAGAUUAAAAGCAGCUGACUUUAAAUCUGAGCCCCGUUGGGAGUUUGAUGACAUUUACCUCUUGGAUAAUUCAACACCGCGGUCGACCUGUCCAGAUUCUCUGAGGAACAAGGCUGCCAAAUCUGAUUGGUUACAUGACAUUUUCCUACCCAACAUCACAAUCUUCAUGGACAGGAGUCACUUCAGUGACAGUGAAUGGAAGCGUAUGGACCAUUUUGCUCCACCGUUUGGCUUCAUGGAGCUAAACUACUCAUUGGUAAAAGAAGUGAUAUCCAUGCUUCCUUCUAAACCCUACCAUCACAUUCUCUUUCCACACAACAACAGUCAGACCUCCAAGUGCAUCACUUGUGCAGUAGUAGGAAAUGGAGGGAUACUGAAUAAUUCCAGAAUGGGCAAGGAAAUCGACUCUCAUGAUUAUGUGUUCCGAGUGAGCGGAGCUGUGAUCAAGGGUUAUGAAAAAGAUGUGGGAACAAGAACUUCUUUCUAUGGAUUCACAUCCUACUCCUUAAUGACUUCAAUUAUGAUUCUGGGGAAUCGUGGGUUCAAGAAGAUCCCUGCAGGAAAAGUAAGGCAGAUAUCCUUAUAUCUCUCCUCCGCCUAGUUGAACAGUAGUUGUGAGAGCAACGUAGAUUAAAAAUCCGUAACUUUCCUCCACAAGCCAACUCUGCUUUAUCCGUCUUUCACCCAAGGCCAGCAGAGAGUGCCCAGCCCUAUCUCUUAUGCCGCUGUGGCACACCAUCUGCUGCGCCCCUUCCCAGUGUAUCUGUGGCAUGUUUCCUAGGAGAUCAAGUAUCUACACUUCCUGGAAGGAGCAAGAGAUUAUGAAUGGCUGAAAGCUCUUCUUCAGAACAUCAAUGUCAGGAAGGGAUUU
Molecule: messenger RNA, 1611 nt
Organism: Thamnophis sirtalis
Lineage: Eukaryota; Metazoa; Chordata; Lepidosauria; Squamata; Natricidae
Source: RefSeq, a predicted model, not a curated record